Molecule: messenger RNA, 4575 nt
Organism: Babesia ovata
Lineage: Eukaryota; Apicomplexa; Aconoidasida; Piroplasmida; Babesiidae
Product: Ribosome-binding protein 1, putative
Exons: 2
Coding region: 1-4575 (1524 amino acids)
Source: RefSeq, a predicted model, not a curated record
AUGGAGAAGCAUAAAGUUCCGCUCAACACCCUCAAGGAGUGUCUCCAAUUCUUGCUGUGGUUGCAUCAAAAUGGUGAUAAGCAACAAGAGGUGGCCGAAGCACUGCAUAGGCGUCUUAGUGGCAAAUACAAUACUGUUGGUAAAAAACUAAUUGAGCAGGCACUGUCCCAAUUCCUCACUAAUGUGUCUAGGUUUCAUACGAAACUAUGCACAAAGCCACAGCAGAGCAAAAUUAAUCCAAGCACCGCCACAACUGUCCUCAACGCUCUGCUUGACUGCAUUCCCAAGUUUUUAGCCGUGAUGUACUUUUUGAGGUACCAGGUGGACAUAAGAUUCGCUAAGCUGGGAGGGGGGAAAUGGAAGGGCCUGCAGAUUGGUGGAAGUAAAUAUCUGGGUGGUGAUCUGCAGGCAUAUCUCACUGAACCAUCCAGCUCUAAAUAUGGUGUCAUUCCUGGAGGAUUCGGUAGACUAGAUUUGAGACGUGAUUACCGCCAGGCUUCUCAAAUGGCCAAUGACCUUACAGCGAUUUGUGAAAAGCAUUCCCAUAUGCCAAAUAUACAAAAUUUUUUCCUCGACGUCUUCACCACAUCCGUGUUGUCUACUGCCGGCCCGGAUACUCCUAAUACAGCCAAUGCCCUGGCGUUGGUGAGCACAUUAUGUGGGAUUGUGGAUGCAGAACCGGACACAGUGAAGGGGGGACAGCUAAAACCAAAAAUGGAUGAGAGUUUAAAUGGUGAUAAUGUUAAAAAAUGUAUUUGUUGGAGCUUUAAAAGGGACCGUAAUAGGCUUAGCGAAAAAGAGUUCGCUGAAGAAACUGCAAAAUGGUUGAGAGAGAAUUUGGACAAAGUGAAGACUAAUUUGGGUAACAUUAAAAUAGAUGAAGGUGUCUUGAAAAUCCUCAGGAAAGAUCAUGGGGAUUAUUUCACCAAAAAGUUCUUCCCAUAUGGCUUUACGUUUGACAGAUAUAACUUAGAAGGACAGAAAACGCCUCAUGAUGUUUUGUCCGGUGAUUGGAGUAGUGUAAUUAAUGAGCUUACAAGAGAGCAUGAAGGAUUGGAGAAAUUGAAAAAGAUUUUGGAAGGUCAGGAGUGUCCACCGGAGCCUCCCCAUGAAGUAGUGCCGGAGAAGAAGGUUCCGGUUGUGCCACCUAAAAAGUCUGAGGCCCCGCCUGCCACUAAAACUGAAGGGAAUCAAAAUCAAGGCAAGAAAAGUGAGGGAGCACAGAACCAGGGGAAGAAGGUGGAUGGAACUUCACCUUCACCAACUGGAAAGUCUGUUGUUCACACCCAGUCAUCCGGUGGUCCAGGAGAUGCAGGCCCGGCAGGGCCUAACGGUGAUGCAGGCUCAAAAGGGUCUACUGUUACAGUGUUGCCGGGGUCUCCAAUUUCUCCAGGUUCGCCAGUUCAAAAUGCUGAUCAGCGUCAACGCACUGAUGAUACACUCUCGCCAGGGCUUCCACCUCCGCCGCCUCCUCCCCGUCUUCCUGGAGGCGGUGACGCCGUUGGUCAGCCGGGUGUAGGUCAGCUUUCACCUACCGGUGAUGCUUCAGGUUCACAGUCUAUUCCCCCUCCAAUUACAAGUCCUACUCAGACUCCGAGUGUUGGAGGUUCAAGCCCUGGGUCACAAGGUGGUCAAGAUGCUAGUCAAUCAACAAGUCAACCCUCCGAUCACGAUCCAAGCAGCGUCGGUGCUCCGUCGGGUGCCCCGGCGCCUGGUGUCGGUGAGAAUGGAGGGGGUGGGUGUUCUAAUCCGAUAAAAUUCCCUGCUGAAUUCGGCGGUGGAAAAUACUGUCCCCGAGAUGGUAAGACAUGGGAUUCCGCUGAACGAAGGAAAAUGCAUGAAGAGUGGGAUGAAAAGGUAAAAGAAGCUAACCAACGAGUAGCAGAGAGGAGACGGCAGAGGGAAGAUAGGCUCAGACAGCAAAAGGAGGCAGAGGAGCACAAGAGGGAAGAUGAGGAGCGUAGAAAGCAAGCAGAAUAUGAGUACAAAACACUCGAAUUGCAAAAGAGGAUGCCUUAUCUGGGUGGGCAAAAUGUUUUCUCUCCAAGCCGCUCUACUUACUUUGGUGGACUGGAUGGGAACGAUCUGGAGGAUGACUAUGAUAAUGGUUCCGAUCUCAUAAAGCAGCAACAGGCUGCGGAAGCAAAAUGGAAAAAACAACAAGAAGAUGGUAAACGCCUAAAACAGUCCGAUGACUAUGCCGCCCGGCAGCAGGAGAAACGGAGGGAAGCCGCCGACGCAUUGCAGAAGAAAUUGGACGAAGGAGAUCCACAAGCAAAAAAGGAAGCGGAUUGGGUCAAACAGGCAGAAGAGAAGGAACUCAGGCAGCAGAGAGGUCUGCAGGAGUAUUUGAAUUACUUGCAACGGCAUAGGAAUAAUCACGCUCCAGUCAUCCGUCAUCCUCUCCCGGAGCCGGGUGAUUUGGCCUUGGAGGGUGAAAUCGUAAAAAAUGACAGUGAUAUGGAGCUGCAAGAUCCAUCGGAAAUUGGUCAUGAACGCUAUUUAAUUUCACGUGGUGCAGAGAUAAAACGAAGGAGGGAAGAGCUGAACAAACAUCAAAAGGAAGCUGCAGGGCGUUAUAAAUCUUAUGAGGAACAGAAAUACGCAAAUGACCAGCGGGAUGCUAGCGACGUGUUCACUGGCAUUGUACCGUCAAACGCCAGAGGCAUGCCAAAAGUUUCUGUGCCCGAAGUCUUGGCAUCUAUUGUUCCCGUGGGCCACACGAUUAAGCCUCCGAAAUGGCCGAGACCUCCAAAAAACACGCCGUACGUGAGAGAUAUUCUGGACGUGACAGGCCACCGUGUUUUGCAACCUGACCCAAUGCGUUCACCCAUCCCGUCAGAGACCAUCGCGCCUCCCAUGUCCUUGAUGACGGAAUUCAGCGGAUCGCCUACUGAUGAUGCAAGGGGAAAUUAUACCAUGCCACCUUCCCCUCAAAUUGAUUUUGAUAUUCAGAAAGUUUACACUCCGGACAAAGCGUAUGAAAAUGAAGGUUUUCAAUACAUUCCGUUACCUGUAAAAUAUAACAAGAUUGCAUCACAGUCUGAUCUGCCCCCGCUGUCUCCUUAUCUCGAGACAUUCGAUCCGGAAAGUCUCACAUUUCCCACAGUAGAAAUGUGCGUCGCUCCCUGGGCGAGUCAGCAUCCUGCUGCUGCUACCGAUAUCCCCGAGACGGAGCUGUUCCCCUCCGAGGCGCCGCGUACAGUCAGGGAUAUGCUUGUUUGGCUGGCCGGACUGCGACAUCCGAAGCACCAAGAGACUCUGACACAGUGUAUUAAUAACGCAUUCAAGCGCGGCGAUGAUAUCUCUGCCAGCCUCACACUCCCAGUCAACGAUUCUAGUAUCGCCGCCAAAGACGUCAUCGACACCAUCCACCUUGCCGCCAUUUUUGCAGGCUCAGUACUAUCCGCCGUGGCGCCUGAGUGGAGGAUGGCGGUGCCAUCUGCAAAGUCGACGCCUGAGGACCCUGAUUGCUGCGCCCUCCUCUGCCAGCUGCGGGACUACGUCUACGCCUGCUACUACCAGUUGGCAUUCCUGAAGUCGCAGUGUUCUCGGAAUCAAUCUGAUGGCGGUUGGCAAGAUUAUCAGUACGGCCGUGACGUAUCGUUUCCCAAGUCCCCCCUCCAGGCGUUCCUUACUGACACCUCCAACUUCGAGACUCAUCUCUUCGACCCGUGCAACAUCUGUCUCAAGAGCCACGUCAACAUGGGAUUCAAGCAGGAGGAUUUGCCUGAACCUCAGCAAACAGGCAAGCAUAUUUCCACCAUCCUCAGUCCCACCUGCGGCGGCGACGAUCCCCUGCUGACAUUGUCCUCGCACCUCAACUGCCUCACCAGGCGGACGCCGCGCACCACCGGGGAGCUUGUCUCGUUCUUCCACAACUUUGGGAAUUCACUGCACAAUACAUCUUCACAGUUGUCUCAACUGGGCAUCUCCCUCUCCAAGCCACAUGGCCACUGCCCCGAAUGGGACUGUCUUGAGGACGCCGACCUCCGAGUCAUCAAGGACGCCAGGGGCUCCGCCCCUCCCAACUCCAACUCCAUCCACGACAAGGACAAGGACCAUCCCAACAUCCUGUCCACACUGCUUGGCUGUGGCAUCACUAACGCCAAGUGCCCACAACUCAUGAAGCCCAUCACCUACCGGGCCUACGCCCUGUACUCCACGGCGUUCGUCCACCACUACCUCAGCUGGGUGACCUACCUGGCAGACAGACUGUGGGACUCACUGCUCAGGCUGCAAGAUGAUCUCGAGGACCUUCAAUGUCACGACGCCAAAUCCAAGCCCCUCCACCAGUGUGACAAGGCGCUGCCCCUCCUCUACUCUCACGGGUUCACGCCGCCGGACGGGAUACUGCAGCUGUCACUCACGUGUUCCGAGGUCAUCGACAAGCUGUGGGAAGUGGUCAACGGAGAGCCUAUCGCAGACCUUAUGACCGCCAUGGACAAUCUCCUCUACGGCAUCCGGCUCCCCUUCCUCUACACUGUGUUCACACUAUGGUCUGUCGCAGUCUUCCUCUUAGCUCACACGAUGCUUUACCUCCGGGAAGUACUGCCCUCCGCUCACAUCUUUUGA